Aspergillus caelatus is the source of this 2345-nucleotide messenger RNA. RefSeq lists its product as uncharacterized. Bases 31 to 1920 code for a protein of 629 amino acids. The transcript is spliced from 6 exons. Gene Ontology annotation, molecular function: FAD binding. The record is from RefSeq and is a predicted model, not a curated record. NCBI's taxonomy places the organism in Eukaryota, Fungi, Ascomycota, Eurotiomycetes, Eurotiales, Aspergillaceae.
CUCACCACAACUAUAUUCUCAAACUAGGCCAUGGAGAUCAAGGAUUGGGAAACUACAGAUGUAGUUAUUUGUGGCUGUGGCCCAACCGGGGCCAUGCUAUCGGCUUACUUGGGUCAGAUGUCCGUCCCGAAUGUAGUGCUAGAGCGAGACGUUGAUAUCACUACCGAUCCUCGUGGAAUCGCUCUGGAUGAGGAUGGCAUUCGCUUUCUCCAGGGAGUUGGUAUAUAUGAUUCAAUUUUUAGUGAAAUCGGCAGUUGCAUGGGUAGGUUCAACUUUAUCGGCGGAACAGAGCCGGUCUUAGAGAAAAACCCAAUUCUCGCUUUGGAUUAUAGCACGACGACCGGAGGAACAGGUCAUAUCGGCUUUCUUUGUCACAAACAACCUACACUCGAAGAGAACUUACGAAAGGCUAUGUCACAUAGCACAUUCUGCACUCUGAGAUCCGAGUCAACCGUCUAUGAAUUGUGGGAAGAUGAGCAGUGGAUCUACUGCAAGUAUCGAGAUGCAAGGGAGGCUGAGCGGAGGAUUCGGGCGCGAUUUUUCGUCGGUGCGGAUGGCAAGACGGGGUUUACACGGAAGCAGUACCUAGAGCCAAAAGGUGUACAUAUGGAGAAAGUCACAGAGGAAUUUUAUCAGGAGACUUGGGUAGCGCUAAACUGGCAAAUCACAUUACCCAUACCCGAGUCGCACCCCGAGUUUCCAUUGUGGACGUUGGGAUAUACUCCGGAACAAGUGUAUGAUCUUUUCUUUCCAUAUGAAUUCCGGUUUCUCUGCAAUCCUAAUCGCCCUGCCGUAUGCGGACGGUUCGGCCUUCAAACAGACCGGCUAUGGAGAUUCGAAUUUGUCGUUCGUCCAGGAGAGGACGGCUACGAGAUGGCGAAACCCGAAUCACUAAAGAAGAUUGUUUUUCCCUAUGUGACACACCAAGGAAGCCGAUAUGGUCUCGCGCAUGAUGUGCAAUUCCCCGAGGAUUGUAUACAUGUGAUCCGAUCGCGCCCGUUUACCUUUUCCGCACGCAGCUGCAAUGCCUGGGCCAAAGAUCGUGUUAUUCUUUGUGGUGAUGCUGCGCAUGUAUUUCCCCCUUUCGGAGGACAAGGGAUUGCGUCCGGAUUUCGCGAUGCCAUUUCACUAGCAUGGCGACUCGCUCUGCUAUGUCGACAUCAUCCAGCCACCUCCAGAUUCCACGAACAAGUCCUGGCUGCGUGGUAUGAGGAACGAAAGCAGCAACUUGAGAAGUCUCUGGCUACGACAAUCGCGAAUGGGAAGUUUGUGUGCGAAGCCAAUUUCGGCAAAAUCUUCAUACGGGACUGGUAUCUCUGGCUGCUCCAGUUAUUUCCCAGCUGGAAACGCCAUCUCCAAUCGGGACGACGAAAGGACGGGUUGAUCCGAUACGUACACUCUGAAGGGAUGCCUUUCAUGCCGGAGCUCAACGGAGGCCUGAGCCUGCCUCAAGUAUUCUGCAAGGAUAUGACUGGAAAAGUGCUUUUCACCGACGAUGUCAUCUUCAAAUGCAAGCAAAAGAGUAUCUUCCGACUAUUCGUUUAUCUGCUCAGCGAUGAGGAGAUACCGCUCACUCGGACUGUGUUGCGGGAAGUGGAGGAGCUAUCACAGGGCGAAUUUGCUACCAACCAAGUUCCCUUUGUCAUUGAAAAUAUCACCAAGCCCGGAGCUGAGGAUGACAGGAACCUAUUUCAGAUCGCUAGCGCCGAAGAGUUUGCCCGGUCACCUCUCUGCCGUGGUCGCCCCGAGCCCACCUAUUAUGAACCAUUCCUGAUUCGCACGGUGGUGUGCGCAAAGUAUAUUAUCGUGCGUCCAGAUCGAGUUGUCUUUGCGGCAUGUGAAGACGAGCAAAGUCUGAAGACGGCUAUUGGUUGUAUGAAGGACAUCUUGCGUGCUAGUUCGUAUAUAUUGACUGCGUAGAUGUUGAUUGUUGCUUGUUUCACAUCACAGUCCUGAUGUUAUUCGGCCGAGCAUGACUGUAUUCUUCAAUUAUAUAACACCUUCCGGUAAAGCUCAGCUCUCCUUCAAUUCCGUGGUUCGGUAUUUCAGGCGCAUGUGUUGGAUUACGAGCCUUGGCGCAAGCUUCUUGUCCCUUCAAGCCAUAUCAAGCUAGGAUUGUAAAACACCAUGACUAAUUUGUAGCGUCGUUCGAGCUCGGAUAUAACCAGGAGUUAUGAAACAGCCCGGGGCCGUAACCCUGAGUGGAGCUGUUCUUAGGCACUUGACAGAAGAGUGGAGUGUACUACGAACAUGGCAGCUAUCUAGAAACACAGAUUGGUUCCAUCCUUAAUCACUUCGUGUGUGUGUCACACUGAUGUCUAACUGACCGGUUACCUGCAUGUUGG